Silurus meridionalis is the source of this 463-nucleotide messenger RNA. Its product is annotated as C-C motif chemokine 4 homolog. The record is from RefSeq and is a predicted model, not a curated record. Gene Ontology annotation, biological process: positive regulation of ERK1 and ERK2 cascade; cellular response to type II interferon; lymphocyte chemotaxis. Gene Ontology annotation, molecular function: CCR chemokine receptor binding; chemokine activity. Bases 58 to 354 code for a protein of 98 amino acids. The transcript is spliced from 3 exons. NCBI's taxonomy places the organism in Eukaryota, Metazoa, Chordata, Actinopteri, Siluriformes, Siluridae. Gene Ontology annotation, cellular component: extracellular region.
UUCACAUCGUGACCAUCAUCACUAUCAUCAUCAUCAUCAUCAUCAUCAACAUCAGUCAUGAUCUCUCGUGGUCUCCUGCUGGUUCUGCUGGUUCUCACCUGCCUUCAGUCUUUUACAACGGCCCAGAACUCAAAUGGACCAGACAAAUGCUGUUUCAGUUACCAGAGAACUCCACUCCCUAUCAGAGUCAUUAAAGAGUAUAAAUUAACAGACCAUCGGUGUACAAAUCCUGGAGUCAUUUUUACCCUGAAGAAGAACAGCCGUCAGGUGUGUGGAGAUCCUGAACUCGAGUGGGUGCAGAACAACAUGAAAAGAAUUGACCAGAUCCUGAAUGAAGCUGAAUCGAGUGUUUAAUUAUUUUGAAAUUCACUUUGCCUGUAUUUAAGCAGGAAUAAUAUUUUUUUUACAUUAUAUUUUAAAUCAUAAAUUGAGCCCAGGAUGAUAUAUAUGAUAUAUUUUUUGA